AUGCCUUUCCACCCGGUAACGGCGGCUUUGAUGUACCGGGGGAUCUACACCGUCCCCAACAUCCUCUCCGAUCAGCGCCCAGUGGAGAUCCCCGAGGACGAGCUAGAGGAGAUCCGUGAAGCCUUCAAGGUGUUUGAUCGGGACGGCAAUGGCUUCAUCUCCAAGCAGGAGCUGGGCACGGCCAUGCGCUCCCUGGGCUACAUGCCCAACGAAGUGGAGCUGGAAGUCAUCAUCCAGCGUCUCGACAUGGAUGGUGAUGGGCAGGUGGACUUUGAAGAGUUUGUGACGUUACUGGGGCCCAAGCUGUCCACCUCAGGCAUCCCAGAGAAGUUCCAUGGCACCGACUUUGACACCGUCUUCUGGAAGUGCGACAUGCAGAAGCUGACGGUGGACGAGCUGAAGCGGCUGCUGUACGACACCUUCUGCGAGCACCUCUCCAUGAAGGACAUCGAGAACAUCAUCAUGACAGAGGAGGAGAGCCACAUGGGCACGGCCGAGGAGUGCCCCGUCGACGUGGAGACCUGCUCCAGCCAGCAGAUCCGUCAGACCUGCGUGCGGAAGAGCCUCAUCUGCGCCUUUGCCAUCGCCUUCAUCAUCAGCGUGAUGCUCAUCGCUGCCAACCAGGUGCUGCGCAGCGGCAUGAAGUAA
Indicator indicator is the source of this 648-nucleotide messenger RNA. RefSeq names its product calcium binding protein 7 (gene CABP7). Bases 1 to 648 code for a protein of 215 amino acids. Lineage: Eukaryota; Metazoa; Chordata; Aves; Piciformes; Indicatoridae. Gene Ontology annotation, molecular function: calcium ion binding. The record is from RefSeq and is a predicted model, not a curated record. The transcript has 5 exons.